ACAGGCAGGAGCCAGAAAGGAAAACCUAGUUUGCAAAGAUUUUUGGCUUUCAGGAAUGUUCCGGAAGGCUGUUCCAGAUGGCAAAGUGCUGGAGAUAAAAGGGUCUUUUCCCUGUGGGCUCACACGGGAGCUAGGAAAACAGGUCGUGAUGGGAGCAGCAACCGGAAGAAGGGCUGGUGAGGCCCACGCUGGUAUUCUUUGCCCAGUAAGAGUUGGGCUGAUGGCUCAGAAAUGAAUUUAUCUUCCCAAACAGGAUGAGCAGAGGAAGAGGGAGCACGUGACUGCCAGCCUGAGGAAGACCUUUGGACUGACAGACACAAGGUGUUGGCUCAGAGAGGGGUUUUAAGAGAGCCCAGAAGCAGCGUUGGGAGACGCCUUUUCCGUGGGUAGCCAGAAACGUCUGGUCCUGAAGACACAGCUCAAUCCUCAUCUGGACUUAUGACCCGAGGCCUUGCUCCCCUCCUGCCCAUUGAGUUCCACAAGAUGGGCUCCUUCCGCCGUCCCAGACCACGAUUUAUGAGCUCCCCUGUGCUCAGCGAGCUGCCCCGCUUCCAGGCUGCCCGGCAAGCUCUGCAGCUGAGUUCCAACUCUGCCUGGAACAGUGUGCAGACAGCUGUGAUCAACGUUUUCAAAGGGGGCGGCUUGCAGAGCAAUGAGCUAUAUGUACUGAACGAGAACAUCAGGCGGCUGCUGAAGAGUGAGCUUGGAUCAUUCAUUACAGACUAUUUCCAGAACCAGCUUCUUGCAAAAGGACUGUCCUUUGUGGAGGAGAAGAUCAAGCAGUGUGAAGGUGAUAGUCGCAUUGAGGUUCUGGCUGAGGUCUGGGACCACUUCUUCACCGAGACUCUCCCCACCCUGCAGGCAAUAUUUUAUCCGGUUCAGGGACAGGAGCUGACCAUCCGCCAGAUCUCCCUGCUGGGCUUCCGGGACCUGGUCCUGCUGAAGGUGAAGCUGGGUGACUCGCUACUGUUGGCACAGUCCAAGUUGCCGUCGUCUGUUGUACAAAUGCUGCUCAUUCUGCAGAGUGUUCAUGAGCCCACAGGCCCAACCGAGGGCUAUUUGCAGCUGGAGGAGCUGGUGAAGCAAGUGGUGUCUCCCUUCCUUGGCAUCAGUGGGGACCGAAGCUGCACAGGCCCCACGUACUCACUGGCCAGGAGGCAUUCCAGGGUCCGGCCUAAGGUGACAGUCCUGAACUAUGCCUCUCUGAUGAGCUCGGUUGGCCGGGAGAUGGUCCUGACUCCACUAACAGAGCAGGAAGGAGAGGCGUACCUGGAGAAAUGUGGCAGCGUUCGGCGGCACACGGUGGCCAACGCCCACUCGGACAUCCAGCUGCUGGCCAUGGCCACCAUGAUGCACUCAGGGUUGGGGGAGGAGGCUGGCAGUGAGGACAAGCACCUGCUCUUGCCACCCAGUUUCCCACCACCACACCGCCAGUGCUCCAGUGAGCCCAGCAUCCUGGAUAGCCCUGAUGAACUGGAACUAGAAGAUGUGGCGAGUGGCAGCCAGGAGGACUCAGGGAUGAACUGUGCGUCCCUCAGCUGAGCUGACUCUUCCAGGGUUUCCCCAUGCCUACUUUGUAGCCAGCAUGAGGACUAUGUGGGUGUUUCUCCUCUACAGAUCACCACGGGGCUCUUGCUCUGAGCGACACUGCCUUGUAUUUCUUAGGGUACAAGCCAAGUCUCCAGGCCCCCAGGAAACACUGUAAGCCUCCCCACUCUGGUGUCAACUAGCUCCUCAUGCCACGGUUCUCCUGAUGUCCAGCCUCCCCUGCUUCACCUGGAACCUCAUCUCUGGGCCUUUCCCAUCAUCCUAUUGGACUGGCAUUACCAUAGCAGAAGGUUGGACUACACAUGAGCAUCUAGAAUGUGGCGGCCUUUGCAGUUCCCCUAAAGAUCCUAUGAAGCAGAAGCCAAGAAUAGUAGUGGAAAGAAUAGUAGAGGUUCUGUAUAGCAUGGAAGUCAACUGUAGCCUGUGCCACACAUGGCCCUGGGAAUGUGUCCUCAUCACUUUAAUUGCAGUUGAAAGCAUUAUCUGACUUGUGAGUGAGGGUCCAUCAUCCCUACGUAUGUCCAGAUGUCAUGUGCUGUCUACAUGAAGGGAUUUGCCUAGGAGAAUCUACCAGGCUGGUGCAGUCCUAUCUUGCAUUCAGCCUCAGCAUGUCCCUCUCAGACUCCACGAGUGAACCUUCUCAGUCACAGGUGCCUUAUUCCUGCUCUAGUUUCAGGAACUGACCACUUUCCUGUUGUGUAUAUGAGAGACUGGCUGACAACAACUAACCUAGUCUGUACCUGGAUUUCACUUGAAUUUGUAAAAUGUGUAUUGUUCAGAAAAACAACGUUUGCAAAUAUUUGCACAUAGGACCUUGCACUGUUCAUUUCCAGUGGAGAGUGUUUGCAGACUAAACACAAGAGGACCCCUUCAAAAGGUGAUGAAAUAGCUGAGAACACGAGGUAGUUGGCAGGACUCACAUACCUCAGAGCUCUGGGGGAGCCAGAGCUGUCUGGAAUGGCCGGUAUUUGUGGGACGGCUAUGCUGGAGUCAGGAGCCUGCCUCUUGAGCAGAGACGUGUAGUGACUGGAAUGCAUCUGUGCUUUACAUGGACAGAGAGAGAUGGGCAUGUGGAUAAAUUUUAUCUUGAGGGAUGUUUAUUCCUUGAGAUUACAGAAGUAUCCAGAAAUGUCUGGGAUUCCUGUCACAUCCAUCUCAUGAUGCUGUUUGCAGCAGCAGGCUUUGUUACUGUGUGUGCUAGGUCCUUCCUAGUGGUCCCUUCAGAUUGGGGAAGGGGAACUUCUUUUUGUCUAAGUUGAAUCCCUGGCUUCCUGUUUGUAGUUGUCUAUUGGUCUUGUCAAUAGAAGCUGAGAAAAACAUAGAAAGUUUCUCCUGAUCCUGCUGUUGGUGUGUGAGGGCCUCUCAGGAUCCGAUAAGUCUUUGGAAGUUUGGUUGAUGGAAUCUUGAUACAUAAGCUACCAACAGAAAAAGAGGCCACUCACUUUCAUCCAAGCCUUGAAAGUGUCUCCCUUCUGAGCAAAGAUGUGAAAUACCACCACAGCUGUGCUUUGAUGGGUUCUGCUUUAGAAAUCUAAUUUUUAAAAAUGUUCAGUCUUGUCCUUCCAAAAGAAAAUGACAAGAGAAAUGUCACAUACCUGUGCUCAUGCACUUGUACACACACAUGCACCAAUACAUGUACACACAAUGUGUGAACCCAUAUAUGUGUGUGUGCGCGCGCGCACACGCGCGCGCACACACACACACACACACACACACACCUCAUACACAAAGAGAAAUGUUCAAAUUCCUUUGAGAAUUUCAAUCAAAAAUGAAUCUUUCUGUCUGUGGUGUCUAAAGUCUACAAGUUGGGGACUGGAGACAUGGCUAGGUUCUCAAGGACUUUCUGCUCUUACAGAAGACCAGAAGACGUGGGUCAGUCCUGAGCACCUGCAUCACAACUGCCUUGAACUCCAGUCCCAGGGGAUCUGAUGCCUCUUCUCUCUUCUUAGGGCACCUGCAUGCAUGUCCUCCAUAAGUUAAUUAACAUGUGUUUGUGGGCAGAACAUUGCAGUUAACUGGUGGCUGGGUCCUUGUUAGUACAUCAAACACACACUUGAUAUUAUUUGUUGAUCCAAGCAAAGUAAUUAAUUAGUCAUGUCUGGGUUUGUUGUUUUCAUUGAUAAGAUUAACAGUGCAUAUUUUAAGUAUGCUGUUUUCCUUAUCUUGGUUGUCUCCAUCGAGGACAACAGCUGUCAGUAUAAUACAUGAACUCUUGUAUUGAAAGUGUACAGACUGUCAAACUCCAUUGCUGCUGACUUUAAACAGUUUACAAGUUUCUCUUUGGACACACCUGGUAUUAGUCCAGAAAUAUCUCAGACUGUAUACGUCAACGUUUUAUGGCAUUUGUGGGCUUUGGCCAUCAGACUAUUGCAAGAGUGUUUUAACCAGGUUUCCUCCUCCUGGUGCCAGGGAGAUUCAUCUUGUUGUCUAUGCCCAGGGUUUACCUAGGUUGAAGUUUAGUGACAGUAAUCCCAGCUCUGGACUCUGAGUGAACUCACAAGCUGAACUCCUGUCUUACUGUCUGUUUCCAAAAUAGAUACAAUAAACAUUGCUUUGUUUGUGUCUUGGGUGCUA
Messenger RNA from Mesocricetus auratus (golden hamster), 4122 nucleotides. It is a transcript of the gene Prr5l, whose product is annotated as proline rich 5 like. NCBI's taxonomy places the organism in Eukaryota, Metazoa, Chordata, Mammalia, Rodentia, Cricetidae. Bases 439 to 1542 code for a protein of 367 amino acids. Gene Ontology annotation, cellular component: TORC2 complex. The transcript is spliced from 9 exons. Gene Ontology annotation, biological process: TORC2 signaling. The record is from RefSeq and is a predicted model, not a curated record.